AUGAUCGAUAACGCGCUAUAUGGGUUCACCCGGAUCCCGAAGUCAGAAGACCAUGGAAAUACUUCGGAUGUGUUUGAGGACGGAGAACCAGUGGAUCCAGGCCGGCCUUCGGUGCUGGGCCGCAGAUCAUACAUCGAUGAUAUCCUGAUCCCCGCCAAUAGCUGGCAUCAACUGUGCGACCGAGUCGAGGGAUUGCUCGAAGCGUGCGAUAAAUGGAAUUUGUUGAUCAGCGUAGUUAAAAGUUUCUGGGGAAUGCCCAAGGUCGAAUAUCUGCGUCAUAAGGUCUCUCACAAUGGACUGGAGGCGAACCCGAAAGAUCUGUCGUCAUCGACGGAUCUAGCAUUCCCUGGAUCACUUCGAGCUAUGCAGUCAUUUCUGGGAAGUCUGAACUACUAUAGUCGAUUUAUCGAAGACUACGCGAUCUACGCGUCGGUCCUGUAUGAAAUGAAUUGCGAGAAAUCGACUUUGCUGCGAUGGCGAAAGAGGCUACCCAAAGGCGGAUCCAACUAG
Molecule: messenger RNA, 510 nt
Organism: Phytophthora megakarya
Lineage: Eukaryota; Oomycota; Peronosporomycetes; Peronosporales; Peronosporaceae
Source: the annotation of a GenBank genome assembly